Ananas comosus (pineapple) is the source of this 1781-nucleotide messenger RNA. RefSeq names its product UPF0481 protein At3g47200-like. Lineage: Eukaryota; Viridiplantae; Streptophyta; Magnoliopsida; Poales; Bromeliaceae. Bases 186 to 1703 code for a protein of 505 amino acids. The record is from RefSeq and is a predicted model, not a curated record. The transcript has a single exon.
CCAUGCGUGUACUUGAUUAUACGUUGAAGUUAGUGACCAAACAAGGGGAGUGUUUGAUUCCUUUUUUUUUCUUUGUGAGAAGUUUACGGUCGAUUUAUAUAUAUGAUGUGUACACAACUCCUGGGCUAAUAAUCUCUAGCUAGUCACAUUUGUUGAUUCGGUUACUCAAUCCUACACUCCAAUUAAUGGGGCGCAAACAAUACUGUGGCUCUUCCUCUUCGGAAAGCCCGACUGAAGAGGUGGUAAGAGGAGGAGGAGGAGAAGAGAUUUCCAUUUUUAUUCGAUCUCCCAACGAAGGCACCGACGGAGAAGAAGAAGAAGAAGAAGAAGAAGUAGAUGAGUGGCGAACAAGGGUCGAGAAAAGGUUAGAGGUGGUGAAGAAAUACGCGAUGAAGAUGGCGUGCCCGAAACGAAAGGGGCUGCCGGUGGACAUGUACAACGACGAAGAAAUCCCCGCCAUUUCUGAAAUGCACAUCGAGCAUCGCCCUGUGAAGGCAGUGGCCAUCGGUCCUUACCACCGCGGCGAUAAAGUACUGUUCACCAACGUCGACAAGUGGCGGGUGGUGAGGAUCAUCGCCAAAUGGUACGCCAUCGACCCCAUGGGGUACCUCACAAGAAUGAAGGAGAAGGAAGCGGACGCCCGCAUGUACUAUUCGGCAGAUCUAUCUGAAUUCAACAGCGAAAGUUUUCUAGAGUUGCUGCUCGUCGAUGCCUGCUUCAUUCUAUUCGUGAUAAGUACAUUCGAAGACUACGCCGACGGUAGCUGGUCGAAGGGAGAAGACGGCACGGAGUAUCUGAAUUUGUUGAUGGAUGUAAAAGUAAAUGCGAAGCAGAUCAAGCUCGACUUACUGAUGCUCGAGAACCAGAUUCCUUUCUUCGCCAUCGAGGAGCUGCUUAAAGCUAGCACCAAUCAGGCAAACUUCGAAAAGAACCUGAUCGAAAGCCAGGCGCUUCUUUUCUUCGACGAUAUCUACCCAAGAAGAGACCGAGACAAAGGAAUACGGGACGUUGAUUCCCCGCGGUUCCAUCAUCUUCUCCACCUUUUCCACUGGUCCAGGGUUCCGAGAGGAAAGUACGAAUUCGGCGCGGCGUCACUUUUGUUUCGAAAGACAGAUCUAACACUAGCCAUCCCUAGUGCUACCGAGCUUCGACAGUCGGCGACCAGGUUCAGGAAGGAGGUUUCAGGUAGUUUUCUAGACAUCACAUUCGAGAAUUGCGGAGUGAUGAAAGUCUGCGGGGUCGUGAAGAUCCCCACCUUGCACAUACUCGACUACAGCAGCACCAUCUUUCAUAACCUCGUCGCCUUCGAGAAACAGUACAAGGGGAGCGGGCGCUGCGUCGUAGCGUACUCCGCGUGCAUGGCGCACCUUCUGCAAAGUAAGGAGGACGUGAAGCUGCUCCGAAAGAGCGGCAUAUUGGCGAAUACUAAUGUUAAUGAUAUCGAUGCGGUGAAUUUGUUUGCAAGCUUGAGUGAGGAGAUUGGAGGUUCCCUCAUGCCGGAUGAUCUUCAUGCCCUUUAUUCCCAGGUAACGAAACAUCACAGGCAGUGGAGGAGUAGAUGGUACGGCGAAACCACACUCCAAUAUUGCCCUAAUCUAUGGAUCACUAUUUCGGUCAUCGGGGCAUUGCUCCUCUUUCUUCUCACGGCCGUGCAAACCGUCUACUCAGUUCUAAGCUAUUAUGCUUCCUUGAAGCAUAGUUAAGUCUCUGAUGCGGCCAAUUUGGUGUUGAAGUUUCCUGAAAAAAGGCGACUCUAUCAAGUUUUUUUUUUCUUGAGAGAG